CAAGAUAGGAUGGUGACAGGAGUGAGUGAAUGUAAGUGAAUGGAUGAACCUGAGAGGCUCUAGCGUGGGUUUUAUUCCGUGUUUAGGUGAUGUUCUAUAUUACACAUGUUUAACUCGAAGCUGAGAAACAUUAUGGUCACCUGGAAAUGCUCUGGAGGCUUUUAAACCGGAUUAAUGAGUGUAAUGAGGAACAUUACUAAGAGUGGAAGUUUGGACACAACGCCAUCUUUACUCCCUGUUCUUUUUGGGCCUGUCUUUAAAUACUGAAUUAUAUCACGUCAGUUCGAAGAAACAGGCAUGGAGGAGCUGCAGUGUCUGGAUCCACGUCGACAGGAGCUGCUGGAGGCUCGCUUCAUGGGUGCUGUGAGUGGCAACACCGGGGGCAGCACCGGCAGUGCCAGUGGAGGAGCCAAGGGUAUCGCGAACGAGUCCUCCAACCACAGUUUUGGCAGCCUGGGAUCCUCCAGUGACAAAGAAUUAGAGUCGCCGGAAAAGAAGCACUCUGAGUCGACAAGACGGAAGAGAAAGGCUGACAACCAGUCCGAGAACAGCCAAGGAAAGUCUUCUGGCAAGGGACCAAAGAUCAGUGACUAUUUUGAUUUUCAGGGUAAUGGCUCCAGCCCGGUUCGAGGAAUGCCUGCUGCUGUUCGUGCCCUUCAAGGCUCUCACUCCGCCCCCAGUUCCAUGGUGAUGCAGAACAACUCCUCACCCACCAGCCUGUGUUUUACUGAUCACAUGACCCAGGCAAAGCAGCUCGGCAGUAGGAGUGUGCAGACGGAUCUGACUGUGCUGAAGCUGGCUGUCCUGGAGAGCAAUAAGAAUCUGGACCUGGAGAAAAAGGAGGGAAGAAUAGAUGAUCUGCUCAGGGCUAACUGUGAUCUGAGGAGGCAGAUCGAGGAACAGCAAAAGCUGCUAGAGAGACACAAAGAGCGCCUGAACAAGUGCACCACCAUGAGCAAAAAACUGCUCAUCGAGAAGAGCACUCAGGAGAAGCAGGCGUGUCGGGAGAAGAGCAUGCAGGAUCGCCUGAGGCUCGGUCACUUCACCACAGUGAGACACGGAGCUUCUUACACUGAGCAGUGGACCGACGGAUUCGCCUUUCAGAACCUCGUCAAGCAGCAGGAGUCUAUAAACCAACAAAGAGAGGACAUCGAGAGGCAGCGGAAACUUCUAGCUAAGCGUAAACCCCCCAACACGCCCCCCUCCCAGAGCCCUGCACCUUCCAUUGACCCCAAACCCAGAAAGACCAAAGCGGUGAACGGAGCCGACAGCGAUCCAUUUCUCAAACCCUCCCUACCUACACUGUUGACUUUAGCCGAAUAUCAUGAGCAGGAGGAGAUCUUCAAACUCCGACUGGGUCAGCUUAAGAAGGAGGAAGCGGAGAUUCAGGCCGAGCUGGAACGUUUGGAGCGGGUGAGGAAUCUGCACAUCCGGGAGCUUAAGAGGAUCAGUAAUGAGGACAGCUCUCAGUUUAAAGAUCACCCGACCCUUAAUGACCGAUACCUUCUCCUGCACCUGCUGGGACGAGGAGGAUUCAGUGAGGUUUAUAAGGCGUUCGAUCUGUUUGAGCAGCGUUACGCAGCGGUGAAGAUCCACCAGCUCAACAAGAACUGGAGAGAGGAGAAGAAGGAGAACUACCACAAACACGCAUGUAGAGAAUACCGAAUCCACAAACAACUGGACCAUCCCAGAAUAGUCAAACUGUACGACUACUUCUCUCUGGAUACAGACACGUUCUGUACAGUGCUGGAGUUCUGUGAGGGGAACGAUCUGGAUUUCUACCUGAAGCAGCACAAGCUGAUGACAGAGAAAGAAGCUCGGUCCAUCGUCAUGCAGAUCGCCAACGCUCUCCGAUACCUCAACGAGAUCAAACCACCCAUCAUUCACUACGACCUCAAACCUGGGAACAUCCUCCUGGUGGAUGGUACGGCGUGUGGAGAGAUAAAGAUCACAGAUUUUGGCCUGUCGAAGAUCAUGGACGAUGAUAACUACGGUGUAGAUGGCAUGGACCUGACCUCCCAGGGUGCAGGGACUUACUGGUAUUUACCACCAGAGUGUUUCGUGGUCGGUAAAGAGCCGCCGAAGAUCUCCAAUAAAGUGGACGUCUGGUCUGUGGGUGUCAUCUUCUUCCAGUGUCUGUAUGGACGCAAGCCGUUCGGUCAUAACCAGUCUCAGCAGGACAUCCUUCAGGAGAACACCAUCCUCAAAGCCACAGAGGUCCAGUUUCCCCCUAAACCUGUGGUCAGCAACGAAGCCAAGGUGUUUAUUCGGCGCUGUUUGGCCUACAGGAAAGAGGACCGUUACGACGUCCACCUGCUGUGCCGCGACUCCUACCUACUGCCUCACAUCAGACGAGCCAAUUCAGGAAACCUGCAGACCACGCCCAAUAGCCCAGCCUCCUCCUCUAUUAUCUCCUAUUAACUUUAUUCUUAAGUACCUGUGUGGAUGGAGAACGUGGGAGGGGCCUGUGUGAGUUUUAGCUGAAAGACACGCCCACUGCCUGGCACUUGGGAAGUGACAUGAAUCUCGUCUUGCUUGCACUCGGACUGUAGGGAAUAAACUUGAAUGUGGGGGGCAGUAGGGUAUAUUUUUAGGGGAAUAAACUUGAAUAUGGGGGGGGGCAGUAGAGUAUAUCUACUUAUUUAUAAACACGCGAGCGGAUGUUGCGCUUCACACUGCUAUUACUGUCUUAUGUUCCCUUCUGGCUUGUGUGUGUAUAAGGGAUGCUAGAAAACAAUGUGUGUGUGUGUGUGUUAGCAUGUCUUUCAGUCACACAUUUUGACAGGUGAAGGUGCAGACGUCUUCCUAAACGUCGUCUAUGGAAAACACUUUGUGCCAAGUGUUAAAGCUGCAAUGGGGAUUUUUAGGUAUUUGGAGACUUCUUAGUGUAGGGCUGUUAUGGUGAGGCAUUUUACAGAGAGCUGUAUUGCGUACGGAGAAUUAGGCUUUACUCUUUAUGAAUCAUCUUCCAGCCCUGACGUAUGACAAAUUGUACCUGUUAGAAACCCAACCCAAGGCCAUAGCUGAGAUUUGAACUCCAGAGCUUGAGGUCGAUCAGACCAAACUCUACAGCGCAUGAGACCGGCAUCAAGUCAGUGAUGUACAAACCUUUACUACGGUCGUCCCUUUGUCUAGCACCGUAUGACAGGUUAUUAUAAACUGAAAAUGAUGCUCACUGAAAUUUUAUGUUCAAUAAAUCGAGUUCAUUAAAAUUUAAAUAAACGGCUCCCAGGUGGCACAGCGGGAUAUUCCGCUGACGCACCGGCACUCCCGGGUUUGAGGCUCGGUGUUGCCGCCGAUCGGGUGGGCAUAAUUAGCAGUGCCUGCAGCGGAUACUAAUUGGCCACCGUAUCUGCAGGGUGAAGACCGGACUAUGUGUGGGUGGGUGGGUCUUCAUACGCUGUGUAAGGACCCUGAUUGGCGGAAGAGACGCUCGAAGCGCGGACGGGCUGUACACGUGUAAAGAAGGCGUGGACAGCGGCGUGCUCUCCUUGGAUGCUAAUCUAGAGUCUGUCAGCAGCAGAAGAGCGGCGGCACGGUGGCUAAGUGGGUAGCGCUGUCGCCUCACAGCAAGAAGGUCCUGGGUUCGAUCCCCAGGUGGGGCGGUCCGGGUCCUUUCUGUGUGGAGUUUGCAUGUUCUCCCCGUGUCCGCGUGGGUUUUCUCCGGGAGCUCCGGUUUCCUCCCACAGUCCAAAGACGUCCAAGUGAGGCGAACAAGAGAUGCAAAAUUGAUAUUAAACUUGUGAACUGAUGAAUCUUGAGUAAUGAGUAACUACCGUUCCUGUCAUAAAUGUGACCAAAGUGUAAAACAUGACGUUAAAAUCCUAAUAAACAAACAAACAGUAGCAGAAGACAAAUUGGAUGCACUAAAUCGGUAGAAAAAUGGGGAGAAAAAUGCAUUUAAAAAAUUUUUUAUAAACAAGGUGAGCUGGUGGUUAAAAAGGGAAAUAAGGUGAUACUGACAUGAUGACCGUUGCUUACUGGAUAGAAGAGUCAGAAAUUAAGUAAAUUGCCAUUUCUGCUCUCUUGGACUUUUGGAUGGCCUCUGACAGAGUGAACCACUUCACUUCUCUUUUGCCCCACAUGGAAGCCUAAAAAAUUUUGAUUGUCUCUUUUUCUACUUUUGAUUUGAUUACAUUUAUCUUGUGGAUCUUUAAAGUUUAGAAUAUUUUUGGCACAAAAUGAUUCCAGACGUUAAUACAGAUGUUAGUUUGCCGGUUUGCUGGAUGCAGGAUCGCCUCAUUGUUUAUUUCCCCUUUGAAGCAGUUUUACAUGUUGCUGCUAUUUAGUGUUGCUUUUAGUUUUUAGUUACACCCCAAUUGUUUAAUAUUUGAUAUAAUUGACAAAAGCAGCACAUUUACAAUCCAUUCUGUUUGUUGGACAAGUCUGAAUAUGUUCAAUAUUGUGCAAAUCUGUGUCGGAGUGUGUAAGUUUAAAUCUGUGUAUGACUGGAGUGUGUGUGCAGGUGGACAUGUAUUGUGUCAGUGUAUGACAGGAUUGUUUGUAUGAACAUGAGUGUGUGUGUGUGUGUGUGUGUUUAAGUAACAAAAGUGAACAAGUGAGUAAUAAGUUACUAGCAGACAGAAUAUGGUCUGAACCUCAGAGUGCUGGGGUGUCAUGAGUCGCCACUAUGGCUGGACUGGGGUUGAAUUGCACCUCCCUGGAAUCACCGUUACCACUCCGCUUUCCUCCUGUCUUCUCACAGUCCGUCUGUGAUCCGUCUCUGAAAUGCUGCUGCUGUUGUAGGAAAUGUAGCCGAAAGAGAAAUAAAAUUCUAAACCGUUAUUUUAAUA
Trichomycterus rosablanca is the source of this 4793-nucleotide messenger RNA. It is a transcript of the gene tlk1b, whose product is annotated as tousled-like kinase 1b. Gene Ontology annotation, cellular component: nucleus. Gene Ontology annotation, molecular function: ATP binding; protein serine/threonine kinase activity. Lineage: Eukaryota; Metazoa; Chordata; Actinopteri; Siluriformes; Trichomycteridae. Bases 298 to 2421 code for a protein of 707 amino acids. The transcript has 21 exons. Gene Ontology annotation, biological process: peptidyl-serine phosphorylation; intracellular signal transduction; chromosome segregation. The record is from RefSeq and is a predicted model, not a curated record.